UUCAUUAGCAGUACAAAAUAAAUUGUUCGUAUUCGGUAAACUAGCGGUGCUUUUUUUAUAUAAAAAUGUCCUUCCCAUGAGCAGAAUAACAGAGCAAGCAAUGCGUUGUAUAGCGGCGCCAUUGAAACCCGCAGAUGGGCGGUGGUGAGCUCAAGCCCGGAUGUUAGAGCGGCUCUGUGACGGGCUGAAGCAGAUGGGAUCCAUGGUGAAUUUGGGUAAAAGGCGGAAGACUGCGUAUCAACAGGGCGAAACAGAGAUGCUACACAGCUACAACCGCUAGUCAGCUAACUGUUUGUUCCAGCAUGCAGGAGUCAAAAAUAACUGAUAAAUUUCAACUGCCAGCAUCCUUGCAUAAGGAACCAUAACAGGACAGCUCACACCAUCUUCUAUACUCUGCUAAGCUGACCACAAAGGAUGGCGAGCAGGAGGAAAUCAACCACCCCCUGUAUGGUUCCUCCUCAAGAAGCCAUAGACUCAGAUCAGGAGGUGGAGGACGUUAUGGACAUCACAGACCCUGAGGAUAGCAACAAAGUGGCUGCAGUUUAUUCUGAGGUUCCUGGUCUGUCGGAGGAUCAAGCUGAGGAUGCUGAUGUUGGGCAGGAUGUCGGGUCAGAUCCGUACUUGGAAUUGAACACAGCUGAAGGGGGAUACGAGUGCAAGUACUGCAGCUUCCAGACUUCAGAGCUGAACCUGUUCACCAUGCAUGUGGACACAGAGCACCCCGAUGUCGUCAUUAAUGCCUCCUAUGUGUGUGUGGAGUGUGACUACCACACCAAAAGCUAUGACACACUUCAGGCCCACAAUGCUCGGCUGCACCCAGGCGAGGACAACUUCACGCGGACGAUGGUGAAGCGAAACAACGAGACCAUCUUCCAGCAGACGGUCAAUGAUCUCACCUUCGAUGGCAGUUUUGUCAAAGUGGAGGAAGACGAGGCGGAGGAAAUAUCCCGCAAAGCCAUCCCUCUCAGCAAAACUCCCAUCAUGAGAAUCAAAAGCAGACCGGAGCCUAAAAAGUUCACCACAGCUCAUAAGCUGGCAGUUGACGACGUCAUAAAAGUAGAGAGCGAUGAUGAAUACGACGACAGUCAGGAGCCGCCCACUCUGUCCCCAGCUCCGACUCCUGCUGCGUCCACCCCGCGUCUCAUCCCCGUCUCCACACCGGUGCAGGUUCAGACCAUCCCUCAGAGCAUCAUGGUGAACAGCCCCAACAUGCUGCAGAUUAAAGGGGGCUCUGCAGCAGGCAGCUCUGUUCUGCCCCCGGGGACUUUGGCCCAGGUUCUGUCUGCCUUGCAGAACCAGCAGAGCACCCAGACCCAGCUCCUGAUCCCCAUCAGCAGCAUCCCCACCUACAACAGCGCCAUGGACAACAACGUCCUGCUGGUCAGCGCUUACAACAGAUUUCCGUAUCCUUCGGCAUCAGAAAUCAUCGGCUUGUCGACACAGACAAAGUUCAGUGAGGAGCAGAUCAAAGUCUGGUUUUCUGCCCAAAGGCUCAAACAUGGAGUCAGCUGGACACCAGAGGAGGUGGAGGAGGCGAGGAGAAAGAAGUUUAACGGCACAGUUCAGACAGUUCCCCAGACCAUCACUGUCAUCCCCGCAAACAUCGGCGCAGCUACAAACGGACUGCAGUCCAUCUUUCAGACCUGUCAGAUUGUUGGACAGCCAGGUCUUGUCCUCACUCAGGUGGCCAGCAGUGGGAGCACUGUCCCCGUAGCGUCUCCCAUCACUUUGACUGUCGCCGGGGUGCCUGGAAACCAGCCCAAAGCAGCCGAAGCUUCAGCCCCUGAAUCCAACGCAGAGGUUUCAGCUUCGUCUGCGAGCACAUCGCUCAGUUUGGAUGCAACAGCUACCAAACCGAAGAAGUCCAAAGAACAGCUGGCAGAGCUAAAAGCCAGCUACAGCAGGAGGCAGUUUGCCACGGAGGAGGAGAUCUCAAGGCUUAUGGAGGUUACCAAACUCUCCAAAAGGGCAAUAAAGAAGUGGUUCAGCGACACACGUUACAACCAGAGGAACUCAAGGGAUCACCAUAGCUUGCUGCUGAGUGAAACUUCAUCCAGCAGGGCAGCAUUCUCAGGAGCAGGCAGAGCAGGGAGGAGCAGCAGCACCAGCUUUACUGAAAACAUCAGCGGUGAAACACUGUCAGACUUCACCACCGCCGCAGUCAAUGCACCCACAACCACCUCUGCCACCACCAUCGUUAUAGACUCUAGCGACGAUGCCAGUGACUCUUCGCCCACCACCGCCAUCGCUCCCGGUUCUUCUGGGUCAACCGGCGAACCACGUGUCAAAUUCCGCCACGCCUUUCCCGACUUUACGCCACAGAGAUUUAAGGAAAAAACUACAGAGCAGUUGCACGUCCUGGAGGCCAGCUUCCAGAAAUCAGACAUGCCUUCAGACGAGGAGCUGAGCCGGCUGCGUGCGGAAACCAAGCUGACGAGACGGGAGGUGGACGCCUGGUUCACAGAACGACGGAAAACACCUUUGGCAGCGCUGUUAAAAGACAGCGAUACUGAGAUUGAGGAAAAGGUGAAAUCCAUGACGCCUGUAGGAUCUGAGGAGACACAGACCACCGGCCAUGUUGGGAGGAAAAUCCUGAAGAAGACCCCAGCGCAGCUUCAUAUUUUGAAGAAAGCCUUUGUUCACUCACAGUGGCCAACUUCUGAGGAGUACGAUCAGAUGGCGACGAAGACUGGCCUGCCACGGACCUACAUCGUCAACUGGUUUGGAGACACACGUUACGCCUGCAAAAACAGCAACUUGAAGUGGUACUACCUGUACCAGAGUGGCAAGGUGGACGAGGCAUUGAAUGGUGCAGGAAAAGGCCAGAAAAAGUCCAGGAAGCGGUUUCGUGGUUGGUCCAGGAGGACACGCCGGCCGUACCCUUGCAAGCGUUCUCCACAAGGUGGCGUAGGAGUCAUCAAGGUGAAGUCUGGAAAGAUGUUUCUUAAGGAUUACUACCUCAAGCACAGAGCUCUGAACGAAAGAGACCUGGACGAUCUGGUGACAAAGUCCAAAAUGAGCUAUGAGCAGGUGAGAGACUGGUUCUCUGAGACCACCAGGAAGGCAGAGGAGGGAAAGGAGCCAUUCAGCGAUGAGGAGGCAGAGGAGGAUGGCGAAGAGGAGGAAGAAGAGGACGAGGCGGCAACAGCUGAGUGUAGAGACAGUGAAGGAGAAAUGGAAGCAAAAGAACAAGGAGAGGUGGCAUCAAAUGAUGAGUGCAUAAGGGAAGAAAAGGAGAAGGACCCCAAUCAGGAAGAGGAGGAGGAGGAUGCUGUUCAGGAGGAAUCUGAAGGUGUCAGCCAUUCACAGCCUCAGACUGAGGAGCAGACAUGAGCCAGCAGAUUCAGCAUUGCUGCCCCCACUUUGGAGCCAACACAUAAGAUGAUCCAUAUUAGUGUUUCUCAGCUGGCGAGUCGGGCCCCACAGACGGCCACAGAAAGCUCAGACAGAUCAUGCCACAUCAAAUAAUGCUACAUGAUUGAGGUUUGUGCCUUGAAAUUAAGAUGGGGUAAUAAUGCAGCUGAAAAAUUACUGAAUCGGAGGUGAUGCAGGACUCACACCCUGCGUGGAUUUUGUUUCUUCUGGGUGAUGGACAGUGGGGACCAAGUGGAUGCACAAAGCAAAGCCUUUCACCAAACAAUAUGUACGCAAGUUCCUUUGCUGCCGUCUUAUAAGGAAUGGGACUAUUUAGGACCUUUAGGUCCAUUUUUCUUAUAAAAGAAACUUUGUAUAAAGAAAAAAAAGACAUCCAAAACAUUUCUACUUAUGUGAGACCUUGCAUGGUUUGUCUCUUUUUGUGAAUCAUGAACAUUUUUCUCAAGGAAACUUUUUUUGCUCAAACCCAGUAGACAUUCUUUUUUUGCCUCGCAGGAAAAGCAGUUUUUAAAACUUGAGCUUUCUGUGAAUUAAAAAUGCAAUUUAGUGCCAUUGAGUUCAGUUUUUUUUUUUUUUUAAUUAAGAAAAUUUACCACUGGAACAAUUUUCAAUAUCAGUGUUUUAACCAUUUUGUAUUGUUUUUCCCCAAAUCAGUUUACAGUCCUAAAACAAUAUUUGUAAUAACUGGAUCAAUUAUACUGUUUUAAAAAUUAUACAGACUGGGAUUGGGGUCCAUUCAGUUUCAGUUAAAUUUGAUUUCUCUGAAACAAAUAGAGGAGGUGUGGUGUAAUCCCGCCAGAGCCAAAAUCCUGCACCACAAAUGUGUUCAGCAUUAGAAAUGCAGUAAAUUCCCAACUCUGAAAACCCAACUACUAUAAAAACAGACUGAUUAAGAAUUUAAACAACAUUGAAAUGUGUUGCUCGUAAAGGGAUAAUUGUGAACUUUAUUGGGUUCACUUCACAGGUUGUGAUCAGUAAAUAACACUUGGGUGAAAGAGUUUUCCAGUCAACAUUUUGUCAGAUUAAGUGAAAUUCUGCCACUUACAACACCAACAACACCCAUUACAAAAAUGUCUUAGGAGCAAUGUUAUGGGCGGGAUUACAUGGUAGAACUUUACUUAUUUUGAUGCCUCAUGGAGAGGGACAAAGAUCUGAGCACUACUGCAGCUGUUGUAGAAAUAGAUGGAAUAAUGUUUGGGUCUGCUAAUAGUAUUUGCUUGUGGUUACAAGUGUCGCUGAAUUCUCUUUGUAGACUCGAGUCACAUCACUGAGUCAAAUUAAGAAAAUUUCACUUGACACAAAUUAACUUCAGCAAGGUGUGACUUUAAAUAGACUACCUUUUUAUGUAAAUAAUUAUAGUAUAAUUUACAUAAACUAUUCCAAAACUACAAAUUAAGCAAGACAACAAGGUACUACAAAGUUGAAUAGGAGAAAUUUUAAUAAGUAGUAAAUAAAGUGUCAUCACUGUUAUUUUAAAUACUAAAAGUCAUGAAAAUGCAAAUAGCUUUGUCCUGAUUUGCAAUAAUUUAGUGUUUUUUCUUGGUUCUACUCUGGCAAGCUGUUGGCUGGAAAUCAGAUCUGUUUUGUUAAACUAAGAUCAGUUGGAAAAUUAACUACUGCAAGUAAAAUGGCAAUUAGACACAAUUUCUCAACAGAAUCCCUCUAAAGUAAACCAUUCCUUGACUUACAUUUAAGGACAAAGUGCCUAAUUUGACAACCUUCAGUUUAUAAACUUAUUUGUGAAUUCUGAAACUGUAAUGUCAUUGAAUUUACUUGCAAAAAAUCUGUACUGGCUUUUAUGAAUUCUGCCUACGUUUUCUAGCCAAUUUUCUUAUAGACACCUAUGAAUUAUUGGAAAAACCAGGAAAAAUGUAUUUUUAAAUAUUUGUAAAACGUGUUGAUCGUUUCUUGGAGAAAAUUAUGCUAAAAGCAUUAAAAAAAGAAAUCGGUUAGAAUCCUGAUGUAAUAUAUUGACUGCCUCCACAGUUUUGUAGCAUUCUUAAACAAACCCAAAUAAUGUUUUGAAUAAAAAAAAAAGGGUUCAA
This is a messenger RNA of Poeciliopsis prolifica (blackstripe livebearer), 5420 nucleotides long. Its product is annotated as zinc fingers and homeoboxes protein 1-like. The record is from RefSeq and is a predicted model, not a curated record. The coding region runs from base 415 to 3333 and encodes 972 amino acids. Gene Ontology annotation, biological process: regulation of transcription by RNA polymerase II. The transcript is spliced from 8 exons. Gene Ontology annotation, cellular component: nucleus. Lineage: Eukaryota; Metazoa; Chordata; Actinopteri; Cyprinodontiformes; Poeciliidae. Gene Ontology annotation, molecular function: DNA binding; DNA-binding transcription factor activity, RNA polymerase II-specific.